Aricia agestis (brown argus) is the source of this 586-nucleotide messenger RNA. RefSeq names its product glycine-rich cell wall structural protein 1-like. The transcript has 3 exons. The record is from RefSeq and is a predicted model, not a curated record. NCBI's taxonomy places the organism in Eukaryota, Metazoa, Arthropoda, Insecta, Lepidoptera, Lycaenidae. The coding region runs from base 66 to 500 and encodes 144 amino acids.
UCCAGUUUGGGUAUAAAACGCAAAAAUCUACGACUUAUAUUCCAUAUCAUAUUACAUACGCCAAAAUGAAGGUCUACGGUAUUGUCUUCGCAUUGCUCAUUGUAAGCUCCACGUCACCUACAUCUGCUACCUUCUGUCCUACCUGCGGGCUUGGAGGUGCUGGAUUAGCUGGUGUUAUUGGAGGAGGAAUUGGUGGUGGACUCGGCAAUGGUCUUGGAUAUGGCAGCGGUUACGGUCCGGGAGCUGGAUAUAAUGGAAUUGGCUCUGGAAUUGGCGGUAGAUACCUUGGUGGAAUUCCCAUCGGACUCGGAUAUUAUGGCUACGGUAACAACGCUGGCUACAAUUCAAAUGCAGCUCGGAACGACAACGGCAACUCCAAUGCCAACCAGAAUGACAACAAUAACUCGAAUAGCAACACCAACGUAAAUGGACAGACGCAGAACAGUGCACAAAAAAGUGCUCAAGGACAAGCUUCUGCACAGGGACAGGCACAGGGCUAGGCAGGAGUGGGGAAAUACAACAUCCUGAGAUGAUAAGCGGCAAUACAAGAAAAUCAAAAAUACUUGCCAAUAAAAGUUGAACAGAA